AUGUUCCGCUCCGGAUGCCCCCAAAGGAAAUCAGGCCCUGCUAAUCCUGCUGGUUUAUGGAUGCAGACACGCCCGGUGCGAGAAUUGGGACUGGCGUGGAAGACGAAAACGCAGAGCUGCACGGGGAAGGGAGCUGCUCGGUGUUCUUGGGCAAUGCUACUGGGACAGCAGCUGCGGCUGCGGAAGCGCUCCGCACGAAGAGCUGCCGACCAGGAGGCACAGAAGAAGGGAGCUCCAAAAAAGUACUUGAUGCUCGAGACGCAAAAGGGAGACGUGUCGCUUUUGCUGCGUCCAGACUCCGCACCACGCACGGUGGAGCACGUGUGUAAGCUGGUGAAUGCGUCUCUUUAUGACGGAUGCUACUUCUACCGAUCGGAUUUCGUUCUUCAGUGGGGCCUCUGGCUGCCGAGCGAGACCGAGGUGGAGAACCCAUAUCCCGACAUCGAAGAGAACGAGACACAAAUUGGCACUUUCAUCUCCAAUGCGCCUGGCACGGUCGCAGUGGCGCAUGGCAUUGGCGUGAACGGCAACUCCGAUAUCUUCAUCAACCUCAAGGACAACAGCUACCUGGACACCAUGUCGCUGGGCUUUUGUGUAUUUGCAGAGCUUGCUGAUGCAGAAAGCCGUCGGGUUGUGAACGAGCUUGCCGCGGCUGUUCUCAAGGACGAGAAACCUGUAAUUACGCGGGCCUCCAUAAUCAGCCAGCAGCGCCCGGCGAAGAGGCUGCCGCUGGCGAUCGUGAUGGAGAAAAGUUACAGCACUUUUCGUGGUGAAUGGGACGGCGUUGAGACUUUGCUGAAGUGGGCAGUGGCAGACACUGGACGCCGUGUUCGUGGUCUCCCACAGAAGGCCUUGCACAUGGAAAUGGAGCAGACUCAUGAGUUUCUGGCGGAGGAAUUCUACGAUGCGCUCCUACCGGUGUGGCAGGAGAUCACCGAAGGGCGUGGCCCACAGGUUCCUCCGCAGUACGAGGACCACGGCUUGGUGCGGUCUAUGUCACAGCUGGUGCCUCAAAGACGGGCUUCCUGUGUCGAGGCCUCAGAAGGCAGCGGCAAUCAAGACGCCGAGAAGGAGGACCCGAUCCGGUCUGUCAGCGGCAGCUUACAUGGGAGCAGCAUGCGCUUGGAAGCACUUCUGGGGAGAACGCAGCCACUGCAGACAGACCGCUCUGAAUCCGGUGGGUUGGAAAGAUUUCUCUGCCGCGCUCGUUCAGGUUGCAGGGUCGAGCUUCCGGACCUCCUCAGAGCCCACGACGAGCUGAUGGCCGAAAACUUGCAUCUUCGAAGGGAGAACGAGGUGCAGGGAGAGAUAGCUUUGUUUUGCGUCGUGGUCUUCACUGUUCUGAAGAACUUCAGGCAAGCCCUACCAAGUCACAUCGGACAGAGGUGUCGCCAUCCGCUCGCAUGCCAAGCCGAUUUGCUUCAGAGGCGAACUCCGAAGAGUCUGACGGCGCAAAGGCUAAGCCGGACUCGCAGAGAAGCGCUCGAAGAUCAUUGCCCCGCUGCCUCCACACAGGUGCCAGUCAACGUUUCUGUUGACGACGAAGAGGAAGCAGAAAUUCCCGAGGAAGGCUCACAGAUCAGGCGCUCCUCUUGGAGAGACCAGGCUCCAGCGAGUCCGAGCCUUCUGAAUGCAGCUGCGGCUGCCUUCGUCGCAGCGACGAGCUUGGGCCGCAGCCCGAAGGCACAAACCAGGCCGGAGGAUUCUCGGGGCAAAGAACCAUGGGUGUGUGCGAUGCCCUUGGCAUCCGAAGCGCCACCCGCUGUGCGGAAGGAGGAAUUCAAGGAUGUGCGGCCACCCUCACCGCAGCGAUUGGCAGUCCCAAGCGCAAAGGCAUCAGCACAGGUGCCCAGCAAGGCGCUUCUUCGCCUGCCUGUGCCAUCCGCUGCGGAGCGGGCGCGGUCGAUGUGUGCCGAGGUCAGAAGCAGGAGUCCCAACUCGGCCACGUCUGGGUCACCCUGGCGCAAAGCCAUGCGUCCGACGAAGAACGCUGCAUGGCUCAAGCAGGCGGAGAAGGACUUAUCCAACAGAUCGUCCGUGUCUGGCCGAAUGGUGCCUUUCGAAUUUAUGGGCGCCAGUCCGAAAGCUUGGGGAGGCACUGAGGAGGAGGGCUUCGAAGGCUGGGUCCCGCUAACGAUCAUGGACUUCACGCCGGUGAACCGUUCCUUCUAUGUCCAGCUUCCCAAAAAUGUCGGCACGUCCUGGCGACCGGCUCCGCUGCUCAUCGCGCUGCACUCGCAAGGGGACCAAGCGGAUUCGAUGGCCUACAGCCACGACUACGGCACUUUUGGGAAGUCGCUGGGUUUCGUCACUGUGUUUCCGCAGGGUCUCGACGAUGCGGUUCCAGGUGGUGGCGACUUGGGAACAGGCUGGAAUGUGGGAACUGCUGGAGAUGACCAGACAUGUGUCACCGAUGAGGUCACAGCAGACUGCUAUGCAUCGUGCUGGGAGCAAAGCAAGUGUGGAAGCUGCAACUGGUCUGGAUGCUACGAUGAGAGGCUUUUCAUCUACUCCGUCAUCCAGCUGAUCAGCUCCGUCCUGUGCAUUGAUGAAAGCCGCGUCUAUGUCACAGGUGAGAGCAACGGAGGUAUGCUUGCUCACUACCUUGUGCAAUCACUCCCCGGAACUUUUGCGGCCGUGGUCCCUUGGUAUGGCCUUCCUCUUCUUGGAUAUGGCCUGGGGGCAGAGUUUGAGCUGGUCCGUGAUCGGACGGAUUGUCGGCAGACGGCCAUGCUCCAGCUCCACGGACGCCAAGAUGAGAUCAUGCCUGUGGCAGGAGGUGUGUCCGGCGGCUUCCAACCUGGUUGGAUCUAUGAACCCUUGAAUAAAGUACAGCAGGGCUGGGCUGCAGUUCACAACUGCGAUACCGUUGCCAGCCCGACCCACACCUAUUGGGAUGGUGGGGAAAAGAAUUUCGCAUGCUUCGACUACAAGGGUUGUACCAGCGGAAGGCGUAUCAUGCGCUGCUUCUACGACGGUGGCCAUGGUGAUCGCCCGGGCGAGGGUGCCGCAGACCAAAUCACGGUGUGGUUUUUGUUGCAGUAUCGCUUGGAUGCGGGCCAUGCAGGUGUGGCUUACACUCGGCACUUGGCCCUUGCCAACGACGAUGAAGUCAGACAAUCGACCGCGUUUCACACGUUCGUGCAGCGUGCUGAACGGCCCCCAGGCAGUACUCCCUCCACGGACAGCAUUGUCUCCUAUGUCUCUUUCAGGAUUUCAUUCAGGACAGAGGAGCCUGGACGGCUUUUCUACUCGACCAUCCCCCGUGGGCUGGACGUGAGCAUCAACGAGAUGCUGCAGCCGAUCUUUUCGCACAUCAACAGGGAGGACCACGCUGAGCGCACAGCACUGCUGCACUUGACACGCGCCUUCCUGAAACGUAGCGGCUGGGAGGCAAGUGACGACUGUGCUGGAUGGCUGCGCUUGUACAUAUCGCACUUUCUGUGCAUUUCCUGUGUGGCGGUUAUUUGCCAGUCUGACGCUCUAGCAUUAGCGAAUCCUGCUCCCGCGCUGAAGUUCGUGCGCUUCUUCCCCGCCAUCAGACUCGAGCUAGACUUCGACAACAUGUGGAAGACACGCUUCGAGCCUGCUGACCAGCGGGGUGCCGAGCGCUUCCUGGCAGAGGGUGGUCUUCCAGGGCGCCGGCAGCGGAUUGAGCAGGGCUUCUACGAGUGGUAG
Messenger RNA from Symbiodinium necroappetens, 3678 nucleotides. The record is from the annotation of a GenBank genome assembly. Lineage: Eukaryota; Dinophyceae; Suessiales; Symbiodiniaceae.